UUUUUUUUUUUUUUUGGUGUGGCUAAUGCAUGGGCUAAUGUGCUAACUUCCACCGAGGCGUUCAAAACACCGGCAAGUUAGCCCGACUGUGAAUGCCUCACGAAACGACAAUCGACCCGCUGUGUGCAGUCUGUCGCAAGGACACCGCGAUAAGCAGCGCGUCGACUGAGCGCUGCUUUGGUUUUCAUGUGGAGGAAAGGCGCCCCACAUCAUAAAUGAACACAUCCGUGUCGAGCCUCAUCAUGGAGAGAGGGAGGCAAAAACUGCAUAACAUUAUGGAGGACGGCUUAGGCAGAGACUUGAUGGAUGCUGGUCGGUUCUGCUUCAGCUGCGAGCAGAUAUUUGCCAAUCGGAGAUUCCUGGAGGAACACGUGUGCCCUGCUGUAAGUUACAUCUGCUCUUGUGGAACUGAGUUUACAGAAUACAGAGACAUGCUGGAGCACAGCACGACACAUGAACCGGGACACCAAGUGCUCGAUCACGAAACCAUAAGGAAGCGCAGAAUUGAGAAGCGCAUAGAGGAGGAGGAGCAGCUGAAAAGACUGCAGACGGGAGAGGUUGUCUGGAAGCCCCCUACAUUGGACAGUGUGGCAUCGAUUUCUUUGCCAGCGAAGCAGAAACAGCAAGUACCCGUUACAGCAGGUAUUCUGCCACAAGGUCCCACGCAGCCUGCACAGAUUUCACAAGUGCCUGAGUUGUACCGCUCUGUGUCACAAGCAUCUCUUGUCCAAAAUCCUGUCUCCUCUCUAACAGACAUGAAGAAUAUUUUUGCAGGUGUGGGUGCACCAACAGUGGAUCUGUGGACACUUUACCAGCCAGUGGUGUUGUUGCAAACAGUGCGCAGGUUUAACAAGUCAAAGCCUUACACUUGCGGUAAAUGUGGGCAGUGUUUUACAGCAAAGACCUCUCUCGUAUCCCACCACAGCUCUCAUGUCACUGAUAAGGUUUCUGGCUGUAUAGGAUGUGGGCUGCUGCUCUCCAGCAGGAAGGUAGUGCCUCGCUUCCAUGUUUGUAACUCACCUAACACGGCUACCAAAUUCAGACUCAUCACCGCAAAGCCGCUGGCCGACAAGAAGCUAAAUCAAGCCAAAUCAGACAGGGGUCCGAGUUUUGGGGGGCCUCAGGGUUCUUCAUAUCUACAUUUGAAAAGCCAGAAUCUCAGUGCAGCCAGUAAAGCCAGUCAGGCACCUCACGUCACGUCCGCCCUGCAGUUGAAAAAUCAGAAUAUGAAAAUGUACAAUCAGAGCAAUCAGGGGCUUCAUGUCGCUCCAUCCCUGCAGAUGAAGAGCCAGAACUCCAGUGCAUCCAAGUCUUAUGUCUCUGUCCCCCAGCCACUGAAGAGCCAGAAUCCAAAUCCCAGUGCAUCUAAUAAAAGUAGGCCUGUCACUCCCUCCGGGCAGUCGAAAACACCCACAAAUUCUGUAUCAGGCGCAUCGGGCAAACCAUCAGCGACAUCCUCUGUAUCCAACGGGUUCACGUGUCGAGUCUGUCAUAUUCCUUUCGAAACGGCUCAGCUGCUUCAGAGGCACAAGUGUGUCAAAGCCCAGGAGUUUAUGGCAAAGCAUGUGCGAGGGGGCAAACAGCAAUACAAAAUAAAGAGGGUGACGCCAGCGGCGAGCCCAAAUGCUGCUCAGAUGAACGGUGAAAGAAGACUUGGGGUUCCAGAUUCUGGUAACAUAAAGAGAAACCAAGUCAUGGCUGUCAGUCUGGACAAGGGGCAAGGGGCGACUAUGGAUAUGGCCGAUGAUUGUUAUAUCGUUGAAAGUGGACCAGACAAACCUGCUGAGAUGAUUUACCAAGUAACCUCAUCUGUCCCUAUUAAGACUUGACAAAACUAGACUCGACAUCCAGUUUGCAUGUCACAUUUUAUGUUAAUUAUGGACCAAGUGCUUAAAGAUAGCAGUCUCCUGGUUGAAUAUCUACUUGUUUAGGUUUAUGGCACAAGAACACAAUGCUUCCUGGCUUUCUCCAGAUCUCCCAAUAUGAAGUUGUAAGAUGAGUGCAAAAUAAAUUAUUAUUAUUAUUAUUACGACAGUGGAGAGACAGGAAAAGCAGGAGAGAGAUGGGUAUGAUAUGCAGCAAAGGGCCCAGACUCAAACCCAGGCUGUUUCGGUAAGGACUCAGCUUUGAUACUUGGUACGCGAUCUGCCAGGUGAGCUACCUGUUAACGGGCAUUUUAAGUAAGCUGGAUUUCUUUUGUCAGUAAACAGUCCCAAGAUUCACGUCCCCAGAGUCUAAAUUUGAUGUCCCUGCAGUGGUUACAGAACAUGUAAAUCAAUAACGCUUAUCAAAAUGUAUGUGCAUAUGCACCCAUGUUUGUUGGGAUAACCAGGUGCUGUAUUAUAGUUGUUUUGUUUUGUUUUUUUUAAAAUGUGUUUUUAGUAUGAUCAGAAUGUGUUGUGAGGCUGUUGGAACUGACCACGAUACCCAGUGUGUUCUUUCCAGCUUUGUCAGACUUUAAGAAUAUGGUAUAUGUUGUAUUAAACUAUAUUUUCAAACUCA
Morone saxatilis (striped sea-bass) is the source of this 2502-nucleotide messenger RNA. RefSeq lists its product as uncharacterized. Gene Ontology annotation, molecular function: RNA polymerase II cis-regulatory region sequence-specific DNA binding; DNA-binding transcription factor activity. Gene Ontology annotation, biological process: regulation of transcription by RNA polymerase II. The transcript is spliced from 2 exons. Lineage: Eukaryota; Metazoa; Chordata; Actinopteri; Moronidae. The record is from RefSeq and is a predicted model, not a curated record. Bases 216 to 1829 code for a protein of 537 amino acids.